This is a messenger RNA of Bursaphelenchus okinawaensis, 1732 nucleotides long. Lineage: Eukaryota; Metazoa; Nematoda; Chromadorea; Rhabditida; Aphelenchoididae. The record is from the annotation of a GenBank genome assembly.
AUGAACAUGAACAAUGUUGAAAUUGUCGCCAAGGCCGAAAAGACUAGCCGUAAGCGGCCAGCAGUUGGCUCAUUUGAAGACCAACUCAUGGCGGCCGACCGCAAUAUUGUGGUAAGUUUAGAGAACAAUGUAGAUAACACAUAGGCGUUGUGACACUGAUAUCAAUUACAACUAUUAAUCAAAAAAUCAUUGAAUUACGCUUAUUAGUGUUACAACAAGACUAAAAGUCGUAACGCACACCUAGGGGCGAUUUUUUUUUGGGCGAUUUCUUCAAGGGCGAUUUCUUUAUGGGCGAUCCAAAAUAUUUAAAAAAAAAUACUUUUGGCCUUACCUGACCCCAUUCCUGACCUUUUAGGCCCUACCUGACCCUACCCUUGACCUUUUUGGUCCAACCUGACCGUACCCCUGACCUUUAUGGCCUUACUUGACCCAGCCCCUGACCCUUUUGGCCCUACCUGACCCCAUUCCUGACCUUUUUGGUCCAACUUGACCCUACCCCUGACCUUUCUAGCCCUACCCAACCUCACCCCUUACCCUUUUACCCCUACCUGACCUUAUCUCUGAUCCUUUUACCCCUACUUGACUCUACCCCUGACCCUUUUUGCCCUACCGAACACUACCCCUGGCUAUUUUAACCCUACCCUAUCAUACUCUAUGCUACCUACUAUACCAUACCUCACUUACCUAGUACACCAUAGUGUCUCAUACCAUACCAUAUCAUACUAUAUCGUACGUUCUCUACUAUUCUCUACCUUACCUACCAUAUCGUAUUCUAUACUACCUACCGUACAAUACCCUACCGUAUCCUGCACCGUCAUACCCUAUAUAUAUAGCUAUAUUAACAUACCCUACACUAUCUUAUAUACCAUACUAUACUACAUCAUACCAUACCAAACCCUAUACUACUUAGUUACCAUACCUAACUUACCUACUAUACCAUAGUGGGGUAGAGUCAAGUAGGGGUAAAAGGAUUAGAGAUAAGGUCAGGUAGGGGUAAAAGGGUAAGGGGCAGGGUUGGGUUGGACCAAAAAGGUCAGAAGUAGGGUCAGGUAGAGCCAAAAGGGUCAGGGAUUGGGUCAAGUAGGGCCAAAAGGGUCAGGGGUUGGGUCAAGUAAGGCCAAAAAGGUCAGGAGUAGGGUCAGGUUGGACCAAAAAGGUCAGGGGUAGGGUCAGGUAGGGCCAAAAGGGUCAGGGGUUGGGUCAAGUAGGGCCAAAAGGGUCAGGGGUUAGGCCAAGUAAGGCCAAAAAGGCCAGGGGUAGGGUCAGGUUGGACCAAAAAGGUCAAGGGUAGGAUCAGGUAGGGCCUAAAAGGUCAGGAAUGGGGUCAGGUAAGGCCAAAAGGGUAUUUUUUAAAAAAUAUUUUGGAUCUCCCAUAAAGAAAUCGCCCUUGAGGAAAUCGCCCAAAAAAAAGAUCGCCCACAAAAAAAAUCGCCCCUAGGUAUGGGCAGCCCUAAAAGUUACUUUUCAAAUAAUAAAAUUUUGCCCAUAAUAACUGUAAAACCAUAAUUAGCAAGACACUUUAAAACAAACUUGAGUAACAAUAACUAUCAAAAAUUGCAAUUUUUAGCCAACCAAACGGUCAAGGAAGUCAAAGGAAGAAAAAAUGGGCAAAAAUGUCCAAUACAUUAAAGUAGCAGCCUUGAAUGCGACCACACCGUGCGUUCCAGUGCAACCGCUUGAAGACGUAGCUGACCGAGAAAACAGCUACAACCCGCUGAUUACAAUUCAGUAA